CAUCGUGCGCAUGGAUCGAUCAUGAGCUUACACACUGUACAACGAGUUCUCUUCUUACCUACUUCCACUUCCUCAAAACUGGAAAUCGUCAUAUAAAAUCGUCUUCCAGAGAAAGUGCGUACGUGCAUAAAAACUGAACAACGGAGAACACUCGCACUCGACGUGACUCGUUUCCUUUCACGAUUCACGAGGGACGUCGACUACGAAUCUACGAGGUAUGCCGUCCUGUUGUAGAGGGUAUGAAUACGAUGCAGGAGGAACAUAUGAGGACGCUUCAUACACUUCCUCCAAAUCCUUUCAACGCCUCGAAUCCUAGCUCCGAUUGCUGGGUCGCCCUUCACGCUGCAAGGGGUCUCUGUGUUAUGGACAAUCCCGACUUUAUCGCUCUCUCCAAAGCAUUCUGGCCUCAAAUUUUUCGUUGGAUGUCGUUCUUCAUUAGAGAAUCGCUUCUAAAAGAUCAUCCACAUCCUUUGGGACCGAAAGGACUCGAAUUCCGACGGAAAGCCGUAUAUGCAACACAUGGUGUCCUCUGUCGAGUUGUAGAGCUUCAUGUCGCCAAGGCUGAGGAGGUGAAGAGGACUCCGGAACUGAUACCUCUUGUCACCAAACUUGCACUUCAUUUGGUGAAGAAUCAGGACCCAAAUUUUGAACUCAUUUGGUCCCCUCUCGUUAAAAUCAUCGACAAUUGCGAUAACAUCACCCUUUUCCGCCGUGGCUUGCGGGAUAUUGUUGCCAGUGAUGAUCCGGUCGAGGAUGUGGCGAUCGUAACUCUCCGACUGCUCGAAAGCGAAGUACAACGCACACCGGUGAUGGAUCUUUACGUUCUGUACGGGCUCAUGGAGAUGAUGAUGAUGUGCUCUCGGUACAACUUCCAUAUUCACCAACGAUUGCUAUCAGCGGCCGUAGCGGAACGCCUGCCAAAGGUUUUUACACGCUACCUCCCUCAGUCGGCGCUAUACAGCUCCGGAGAUCCCCCGUUCAUAUUUCGAGGCGUGUCCUCCGCGUGUUUGCUAUUAAAACACUGCUUCGACGAUGGGUUUACCUGGGCCUGUCAAGCCCUCGAUGAAGGGCUCCUCCCGUCCCUCGUCGCGUUGUUCAUGUCCGAUAUUUCUGACCAUGGGACUAGGACGAGCGAAGUAGUCCACUUGCCGGUCUCUAUGUGUCUGAACACGCUCAAAUCGCUCCUUGUCUUUCGCUCGGUACUCAACCGUGUGUAUCGUUAUGUGAAGAUUGUGCCAAAUGAGCACAUGAGGAAACUGUCGAGAGCCGCCCUUCGUGUUCAUAUACCAUUGCUAGUACUGUUCGAGGAGGCUCGAAGAAUGAAGAACAAGAUGAACUCAUUUGAUUUGGAUCCAGUUGGCUUGGUUUGCUCCAAUCGUACGUGCUCGAGAGGGCGAAGACGUCAACGGGCUGGCAAACGUAUCAAAUGGAAACGAUGCGACGCCUGUCGAACAGUGGUUUACUGCUCUGAAUACUGCCAGACACAGGACUGGACCAACAGGCAUUCUGUUGUAUGUCGCCAUAGUAGAAGGUCAGGAAACGGCGAAUCAUAUCGCAUCUCCAACCUGGAUGAAGCCUUUCUCCGGUACCUGGUAUCCCUCGAAGAACGUAAACGAGAGAUCGGAAGGCAGCUCCGUUUGAUGCACUCGAACUCGCUCAAACGCUCACAUCCGAUAGUCGCACAAUUCGACUUUCGAGCAUCUCCCGUCCAAUUCAAGGCGGUUCCGUACGAAGAGGCGCUGAGGGAUCUCCAACCUUUGAGUCAUGGAAGAUGCACGCAGGGUAACACUGAUUGCUGUGUCGCGGAGAAUAGACUGUGUUGUAAGCAAUCCGAAGAACAAUUGGAGGAAGAAAGAAGGUCAUGGGAUAGCGGUAUGGAGAUACUAUACCAAGUGGUAUAUGUUGGGUUGGACUGUCAUUCAAGUUUCAUAUUUCGGAAGGAGAAAUAAAGUAUUCCUUGAUAAUAUCGCGGUCGUCUGAUCAAGGCACAUGCCUCUACAUGCGUGAGUGACCAAGUCUGAUUGAAAGCCUCAUACUAGUUGUCGAGAGAUAAGAAU
Molecule: messenger RNA, 2057 nt
Organism: Marasmius oreades (fairy-ring Marasmius)
Lineage: Eukaryota; Fungi; Basidiomycota; Agaricomycetes; Agaricales; Marasmiaceae
Exons: 5
Coding region: 240-1949 (569 amino acids)
Source: RefSeq, a predicted model, not a curated record